Molecule: messenger RNA, 939 nt
Organism: Selaginella moellendorffii
Lineage: Eukaryota; Viridiplantae; Streptophyta; Lycopodiopsida; Selaginellales; Selaginellaceae
Exons: 2
Coding region: 62-817 (251 amino acids)
Molecular function (GO): serine-type endopeptidase inhibitor activity
Source: RefSeq, a predicted model, not a curated record
ACAAUCCAUACGCAACUUUCAAGUCCGGAAAAAACGUGAGAUUUUUGUAGAGAUCGAUCGCAUGCCACUGUGUGACUAUAAAUUCAAACAGCCCGAGGUUCAGCACCACAACAACAUGGCAGCUUCAUUCUUGUUCCUCACUAUCCUAAGCUUUCAGCUACUUCUGAUAUCUGCAGAUGAUUUUGCAGCCAGCGGCCAUCGUCUCCAGGUUUGUAGUGAUGCUGUUGUCACUCUGGACGAAUGCUCCAAUUGCUGUACGCUUGAGCCUGGAUGCAUAUAUCUCGAGCCUGGAACUGGCAGUCCAGUUUGUCUUGGUGGCACCUCCCCUGCUCGUGCUUGCCUCCCAAUUUGUCUUCCACCAAAAAUCAAAGUCUGCCCAUCCCGAUGGACUAACCGAAUUCCAAUUUCUGUGCUCCCACCGGGUAAGGAGCCUUCGAAUGGCUGUCAUCUCUACAAUUUAAAGACUGGUGCACCACUGCCAAAUGGUGAUGACAACUCCUGCUUGAAGGAUGCCGUGGAGAUUUGUGGAGGCACUGUCCAUCCUUGGAAGCCAGGCAGCUGCGCUACUUGUUGCACCAUUCCUCAAGGUUGCAUGGACUUGGGGCAUGGCAAAUCAGUAUGCGUCUCAGGACCUGGUAAAGCCUGCACGCUCGAAUGUGGGUUUGCUUCCUAUGUCUGCCCAGGUCCAAAAAGUGUUGCGCUCGACUUCAACUCUUGCCACACUUGCAAGAAGCCACUCAGGGAAGGUUGCAAGCUCUACAACCGUCAGGGGCACCAGCUGUGCGUCAAGGAGGAUGAUCUACUCCAGCUUGCCUAGAAGAUGAUGCUGUAUUUAUAUAAAAUAAACAGCUCUGGGCAUCGUUGUUUAAAUAAUGGGUACUUGAAAUGUAUAUAUAUAUUAUAUAUAUAAAGUUUGACAACGCAACUUGUUGUCUGCAA